Aspergillus calidoustus is the source of this 888-nucleotide messenger RNA. NCBI's taxonomy places the organism in Eukaryota, Fungi, Ascomycota, Eurotiomycetes, Eurotiales, Aspergillaceae. The record is from the annotation of a GenBank genome assembly.
AUGACUUCCCACCGCUUCGACCCAAACUUCACAGAAAAUGUGGUCUCUGCCAUGGGCGAGAAUGUCAACCCGCGCUUCCGUCAGCUUAUGGCGUCGCUGAUCCGCCACGUGCACGACUUUGCGCGCGAGAACGAGCUCACUGUUGACGAGUGGAUGGCCGGUGUGCAGCUCAUGAACUGGGCGGGGCAGAUGAGCGAUGCGAAGCGAAAUGAGGGACAGUUGGUUUGCGAUGUUAUUGGGCUUGAGUCGCUGGUCGACGAAAUCACAUUCAAACUUGCCGACGAGGCCACCGACGCUCCCACAGCGACCGCCAUUCUCGGACCCUUCUUCCGCGCCGACACACCCUACCGUUCAAAUGGUGAGACAAUAGUCAAGACAGUGCCAAAGGACGGCAAGGGCGAGAUCGCAUACAUGACCGGGCAGGUCGUCGACUUCGAGACAAAGAAACCGCUCGUCAACGCAGAUGUCGAGGUGUGGCAGGCGUCGACGAAUGGUCUCUAUGAGCAGCAGGAUCCGGAACAAGAGGAGUUCAACCUGCGCGGCAAGUUCAAAACAGACGCGGAGGGGCGAUACUCGUUCUAUUGUCUCCGCCCGACGCCAUACCCUGUUCCGGAUGACGGGCCUGCAGGAAAGCUGCUGAAGCUUAUGGAUCGGCAUCCGUUCAGGCCGGCGCAUAUUCAUAUCAUUGCUACAUGCGAGGGCUACAAACCACUGACCACGCAGAUUUUCGACCGUAGUGAUCCCUAUCUGACCAAUGACUCGGUCUUUGCAGUGAAGGACUCGCUUAUUGUCGACUUUGUCGAGCGCAAGGGUGAUCCCAAGGCUGCGCUCGAACUGACAUACGACGUGCGACUUGUGCCGGAUGGGUUGAAGAGCAACGGCGCCUAA